GGUUGCAGCAGUUUUAAUUCAUUAAAGUCAUUGAAACGGUUAUAAUCAAGUGUUUAAACCUAUUUAAGUUUUGUUGUUUUAUAAAUUAUAUUUGUGUCUAGGUGACGUAGGUACGUACGUCACGUACAAAUGGGUGGAAAUUCACCUGUAAAAAUGGAGUUUGGGGCUCUUCUCGUUUUGGUCUAUCUGGUUAUGCCAGCUACCUUCGCAGAAGAUGUUAGUUAUCAAGCCUGUGUUGAUAAAUAUUCAAGAAAAGGUUACCAACCGUGGCAAGAAUGGUCAGACCAUUAUACUUGUCAUAGGUAUCGAUGUGAAAUAAGAGAUGGAAAAUACUUCAUUGCUGCUGUCGGCUGCCGAAAGCCGAAAAUUCCUGAAAAUGCAUUAGAAUGUCACGAGUACAUUGAAGAUGAGAAUGUUGAAUUUCCUACAUGUUGUGCCAGAUUGAGGUGUGUAGUUGAAGCUAAUGGUGAAAGAAUAGUACAAACCCGAGGCCAGCCUGGAGAACUCUUCCCUGACAAACCUUGGAAAGGGCAGCAAAAUGAACCUAACCCAGCGGUGAUGGGAAUGGUCCAACAAAACACAGUGAAUGGUGAGCCUCAAGCUCCUCAACCGGCUCCAGCCAUUUUCAACAGCAGAGGCGCAGCGGACAGCAGCGAUAUUAAUGGUCGAAGAAUCACCAUCACAACCGCGAGCAAGAAGAAGAGCAGGAGGAGGAGAUCACCACCCAUAAAUCCACUGUUCAACUGGGAACUGACACGAAAUAACAACGGAUAUGAGCCGCAAACACACGACUUCAGUGGCCCAGAGAUAUCAGAUGACUCGUCACCGAUUUUGACUAAUAUUCAGUCUUACUUCAUGGACAAGAAGUGAUUGCAAAGUAUUGUUUUAACAUUGCAUUGUAGGUAAAGGUAAAACUUACUUAGGUUGUACAUCCGUCUCAGUGUGACGUGUUAAAUUGAAUAUUACGUAGACAUUACGAAUAAUAUUUAUAAUAGUUAUGUAGGUGCUAUUACAGGCUGGUAUACAGGUUACAUUUAUACUUAUUAAGUAUAUAAUUGUUAGUUUGUAACUUUUAUUGCUGUUUCUAAAUAUAUUUUUAUACGGAACCCUCACUUAUAUUGUUUA
Molecule: messenger RNA, 1125 nt
Organism: Plutella xylostella (diamondback moth)
Lineage: Eukaryota; Metazoa; Arthropoda; Insecta; Lepidoptera; Plutellidae
Source: RefSeq, a predicted model, not a curated record